CCUCAGCGGUCCUAGCUGGUGCGAAGGCGACCAAAUAAGGCAAGGUGGCAGACCGGGCCCCCCACCCCUGCCCCCAGCUGCUCCAACUGACCCCGUCCAUCAGCGCGCUAUAAAGCGGCGCGCCCGGCGCCGUCACCCAGCGCCGCAGCCGCCCAGCCGAGCCGAGCCGCCCGCGGACGACCCCGCUGAAGCUGUGCCAAGAUGUGUGACGACGAGGAGACAACCGCCCUGGUGUGCGACAAUGGCUCUGGGCUGGUAAAGGCCGGCUUCGCAGGCGAUGACGCGCCCCGUGCAGUCUUCCCUUCCAUCGUGGGCCGCCCGCGCCACCAGGGAGUCAUGGUGGGUAUGGGGCAGAAGGAUUCCUACGUAGGUGACGAAGCCCAGAGCAAGAGAGGUAUCCUGACCCUGAAGUACCCCAUUGAGCACGGCAUCAUCACCAACUGGGACGACAUGGAGAAGAUCUGGCACCACACCUUCUACAACGAGCUCCGUGUGGCUCCUGAGGAGCACCCCACCCUGCUCACUGAGGCCCCGCUGAAUCCCAAGGCCAACCGUGAGAAGAUGACCCAGAUCAUGUUUGAGACCUUCAACGUCCCUGCCAUGUAUGUGGCCAUCCAGGCGGUGCUAUCCCUCUAUGCUUCUGGCCGUACCACAGGCAUUGUUCUGGACUCUGGGGAUGGCGUAACUCACAACGUCCCCAUCUAUGAGGGCUAUGCUUUGCCCCAUGCCAUCAUGCGUCUUGAUUUGGCUGGUCGGGACCUCACUGACUACCUCAUGAAGAUCCUCACUGAGCGUGGAUACUCCUUUGUCACCACCGCUGAACGUGAAAUUGUCCGUGACAUUAAAGAAAAGCUGUGCUAUGUCGCCCUGGAUUUUGAGAAUGAGAUGGCCACAGCUGCCUCUUCCUCCUCCCUGGAGAAGAGCUAUGAACUGCCUGAUGGCCAAGUCAUCACUAUUGGCAACGAGCGCUUCCGCUGCCCUGAGACGCUCUUCCAGCCCUCCUUCAUUGGUAUGGAAUCUGCUGGCAUCCAUGAAACUACCUACAAUAGCAUCAUGAAGUGUGACAUUGAUAUCCGCAAGGACCUGUAUGCCAACAAUGUUUUAUCUGGAGGCACCACCAUGUACCCUGGUAUUGCUGAUCGUAUGCAAAAGGAAAUCACUGCCCUGGCCCCUAGCACCAUGAAGAUUAAGAUUAUUGCUCCCCCUGAGCGUAAAUACUCUGUCUGGAUCGGGGGCUCCAUCCUGGCCUCUCUGUCCACCUUCCAGCAGAUGUGGAUUAGCAAGCAAGAGUAUGACGAGGCAGGCCCAUCCAUUGUCCACCGCAAAUGCUUCUAAGAUGCCUUCUCUCCUAGUCUAUCUUACAUUCAGGAUGACAGUAUUACGCUUCUCGGAGUCUUCCGAACCACCCUCCCUCAUCUCUCAUCAAUCAUUGUACAGUUUGUUUACACACGUGCAAUUUGUUUGUGCUUCUAAUAUUUAUUGCUUUAUAAAUAAACCAGACCAGGACUUGCAACCUA
Molecule: messenger RNA, 1517 nt
Organism: Propithecus coquereli (Coquerel's sifaka)
Lineage: Eukaryota; Metazoa; Chordata; Mammalia; Primates; Indriidae
Gene: ACTC1
Product: actin, alpha, cardiac muscle 1
Exons: 7
Coding region: 202-1335 (377 amino acids)
Biological process (GO): actin filament organization; heart contraction; actin-myosin filament sliding
Cellular component (GO): sarcomere; actin filament
Molecular function (GO): myosin binding
Source: RefSeq, a predicted model, not a curated record